Messenger RNA from Colletes gigas, 12150 nucleotides. RefSeq lists its product as uncharacterized. The coding region runs from base 205 to 8235 and encodes 2676 amino acids. The transcript is spliced from 39 exons. The record is from RefSeq and is a predicted model, not a curated record. Gene Ontology annotation, molecular function: protein binding. Lineage: Eukaryota; Metazoa; Arthropoda; Insecta; Hymenoptera; Colletidae.
UGAUGGCAAAAUGCAAUUAUACGCUUUCUGUGAUAUUUAAUGAAAUUGUUUGUAAUUUUCGUGCGCGACUGUAAAAUUCCUUGAGAGUUAUCGAUUAAAAGAAUUCGUAUAUCUUCUAUUUGAAUUUCAUAACGGAAUUUUGCUGAGGUAGACACACAAGGACUUUUAUACUCAUUUUGUUAAAUCAGAACUGACAGCAUCAAAAUGCCUUUAAGCGUGGACAUAUCCACAGCGCUCCAUUUAUUGGAGCAUGUUCAAGAAAGAGUAGAGGACUGUGAUGAUCCUAAGUUACAGAUGCAUACAACCCAGGAUAUAAGAUCUUUAAUUUCUCUUUUGGAAGAUCCUGUGUUCCGCAGUAUAGUGACAAUUCAAGACUCGCUGAUCGAAUUGAAUACUCAAUUGGGACAGCAUCCAUCUAUUUUGCCUGGAGAUUUUGACAUCAAUAUCAGUGGACAGUUGGAGCUCUCAGUUCCCAGCACACCUGUGCAACCAUUGGGACCAAAUAUGUACCAGGAUUUAUAUCAAGAUAGCAGCGAAUUGGAGGACCAAAGAGUGCCAGUUGCUCCAUGUGUGCAUAGCAGCAGCGAAGAUACAAGUGCGCAAGUUACAAGUCCAAGUCUUGCAUCAGAAGUUAUUGGAAUGCCUCCAAUCACAACAACAACGUAUGCUAAAGAAUUUAAGAAAGUGAUUGAAGCUGCAGCAAGAGGUCGACAGAUAUUUACUGUGCAGCUGUAUAAACCAGAGGGCACCAGCCUGGGGUUCAGUGUUGUUGGUCUUCGUAGUAAGGACAAAGGAGAGCUUGGCAUAUUUCUACAGGAGAUACAACCCAAUGGCAUAGCAGGCUGUGAUGGUCGAUUGGUAGAAGGAGAUCAGAUAUUGGCGAUAGAUGGACAACCACUAGACUCUAACAUCUCUCAUGAGCAGGCAAUCUCGAUUCUUCAGAAGGCACGUGGUCUGGUUGAGUUGGUCGUAGCAAGAAGCGCCCAAGACAUUGGGAGUUCCUUGCCGACGGAUGAAUUGUCCGGAGGUUCGAGUUCGACAACGGCCGCGGGAGCAGGUGUGUCCAUCAUCGGCGGCGUUGUCGGUGCGGCGUCCAACCAGGCCAGCUCCGACAAGGAUCAAUCGGUGUCAGUAUCGUCCGUCGUUACACCAGCGCCGACCCCGAAGUCUAGCCAACCAGCCAGCACCACCUCGGCGGCAACACCGACAUCGACACCCACACCGACACCCACGCCGACUCCAACACCGCUACCCGGAGGCCUCGUUGUCGAAAGGAGCCCUUCCGCCGUCAGCGACGCCUCCAAGAGUGGCUCUGACAUGGUGCUGAACACGGAAUGGGCACAAGUUGAAGUUAUAAUUCUCAUCAACGAUGGCAGCGGUCUUGGAUUCGGAAUUGUCGGUGGACGCAGCACCGGCGUUGUCGUCAAGACAAUCCUCCCCGGAGGCGUUGCAGAUCGAGAUAAUCGGCUGCAGAGCGGGGACCAUAUAUUGCAAAUCGGCGAUGUCAAUCUGCGCGGAAUGGGAAGUGAACAGGUUGCCGCGGUUCUGCGACAAUCCGGCACACACGUGCGCCUUGUUGUCGCGCGACCUGUGGAACCAACUUCCCCCGAUUACCAGGCACUCGGUAGCCACGCUCCGAUCGUACCGACGAAGAUUCUGGGCGACCCGGAUGAGCUGGAUCGCCACCUGGUGCACAGCGUUCCGGAGACGUAUAACAUACGUCACGUGCAGAGCGAUACAGCUUACGACAACGGCUACAUGUACUCUCAGGAAUCCGACGUCGAGAUGCACGCAAGACCUGGUCUCAUCAUGGACGUAGUACGCAAUCCAAUGCCAAUUGGAGCCAUGCCAGUGAUAUCGGCGGUUCCAGUGCAGAUCCCGGAGCUACCUGUUCUCACCAUGGACACCAUCGACGUUAAUUCACUGCCAGAAAUGGAACGUUUCACUGUCGAGCUUAAGAAAGACAUUUACGGCCUCGGGAUCACUAUUGCCGGAUACGUUUGCGAGAAGGAGGAGCUGUCCGGUAUUUUCGUGAAAAGCAUCAGCGAGGGUAGUGCGGCGGACUUGAGCAACAAGAUCCAAAUCAACGAUAGAAUAGUCGAGGUGGAUGGCCAUUCUUUACAGGGUUACUCGAAUCACGAAGCUGUGGAAGUUUUAAGGCGCACCGGGCAAACGGUAGUUUUGUGCCUGGAACGAUAUUUACGUGGACCAAAGUACGAGCAGCUUCAGCAGGCGAUCGCGGCCAGCGAACUUAGACUACCUCAGCCGAGUUCGCCAUCGAUAACAAGUCUACCAAGCUUCCCCAUCAGUGCUGAUGGAGAAACCACUACCGAAAUAGAACCGGAAGGCGAGUCGCAUACGACCGUGGACAGCGCAAUCCUCCAAGAAGGUGAACGGGAAAGAGCCUCGGAAGAACUGGACGACGCGGCGAACGUGGAGGCUUUGUUGAGCGAUCCAUCCAGCGAGCUCACGCCACAGAUUCGAGCCGCCAUUAAGUCCAAGUGGCAGAAGAUCGUGGGUCCAGACACGGAAAUUGUGGUGGCGCAGCUGAAGAAGUUUGCAGAGGGUAGCGGUCUUGGGAUUAGUUUGGAAGGGACGGUCGACGUGGAGAACGGUCAGGAGGUGAGACCUCACCAUUACAUACGGUCGAUACUUCCGGAAGGACCCGUGGGACAAAAUGGAACGCUGCGUUCCGGGGACGAAUUGCUGGAGGUGAACGGAUAUCGGUUGCUCGGCAUUAAUCAUAUGGAAGUAGUUAGCGUGUUAAAAGAAUUACCCAUACACGUUCGAAUGGUUUGCGGAAGGAACAUCGCGUCGCAAGAUCCUCUUUGUCCGAUCAACACUGCUCAACAUCAGGCAGCGUUCCAGACCAGAAGCAUCCUCGGCGGAUCUCUGCAGAAUUUGUUGCCAACGAUGGAUCGUCUGGUUAAGGCCAAGUCCGAUGGUUCGUUGGCCUCGACGACGACCACGGCCACCAUGACUGACGCCAGCUUGAACAGAAUAAAGUCGCGUUCCCUGGAACCGCUGACUGGCCUGGCAAUGUGGAGCUCCGAGCCGCAAAUCAUCGAAUUGGUAAAGGGAGAGCGGGGCCUUGGGUUCUCCAUUUUGGAUUAUCAGGAUCCAAUGAACCCCAACGAGACUGUGAUAGUAAUAAGAUCGCUCGUGCCUGGAGGCGUAGCUCAGGUAGACGGGCAACUGAUACCCGGUGAUCGUCUUUUGUUCGUCAACGAUAUCGCCUUGGAGAACGCGACGCUGGACCAAGCGGUGCAAGCACUGAAGGGGGCCCCGAAGGGCACCGUUCGCAUCGGCGUGGCCAAGCCGUUGCCAAUUCCAGACAGUAUUGUCCAGAGGGUGCCGCCGAUUUGUCCCGUGAGACGCAGCAAAAGCUUCCCCAACGAAAGCGAAACGACAGAUCAUGCAGCCGAGCUCGAGGAUUUCCUCUCCUCAAGAUCAGGAGUGACGGAGCUGUCGUUGGACAAGCCAGAGACGGACGAGGACGAUGACGAGCACUGGAAGGACGCGUCACCAUUGACGCCGACCUGCAGCCCCACGAAGCAUCCUCCUUCGAAGACCGCCGCGGAGGGCGAGAGGGACGUCGUGAUCCUGGCCAGCGAGGCGUCGCCAGAAACCAAGACGAUCGCAAAACACGGCCAGGACGCGGCGACAGGCGUGGAAAAAGUGGCGCCAAAGGUGAAGUUAAAGCGAGAACCGCUCGUCGAGGACGAACGAUCGAUACAAAAAGUGCCUGAAACGCAGAGGAGGAGAGGCUUGAGACGCAUGGACUCCGUGGAGAAGAUGCCCACGUCCAGGGACUCCCUGGACAAAGGCGCCAAGAGGAAGAUCGCCAAGGACAGCGAGGACUCCACGCGGCGGAUGGACUCUGUGGAGAGCGAGGAUUCGAGAAGAAAGGACGAAGAGACGAGCAGGUCGAGGGAAAAGGAGCACAGGAAGAGCAUCAAAGAGCAGGAGUGCAUCGAGAGAGUCACGGAGUUCCUGGCAAAGCACGGUGUCCUGGGCUACUCGGAACCAGAAAUUCAUCCUGGUGAUCCUUCGAGGGAAAGAAUCGCGCGUCCUUGUAGCUUGUACGAACUGGACCAAGCUCUGCCAGUUCAAGAGGACGAGAAGAAGUCCGAAGAUCCGAAGAUCGUCUCCAGGACGCCUUCCACGACGGAGUCUGAGAGACCAACGACGCUGGAACGACUUCCCGUGACCGUAGAGGAGCUGAAGGUGACGAGUCCAGAAACUGAAGUGUCUGGGACGAAACGAAGAAGCUCGAUGAGGAAGAGGACGUUCUCCAGGGAGUCGUCCAGAGAGUCCCUGCUGGACGAGGCCAAGAAGGAGGUCAGGAUACAGGAGAACGUAGAGGAGAUCUUCUUCGAGGUGCCCAGUGAGCAGGUUGGGACCCUGCCAGAAGUCCAGUUGGUCAAGGCUAGGAUCAUCACUGCUGAGGAGGCGGCUGCAAACAGGUUGGAGGAGCCUCCAGCGAGGAUAGAGGUCCACUCUCCGCCGGAAGUGUUCGUCGUUCCGGAUUCCGUGAGAGUCAGAACCGGAAGGGUACCUUCCCCGGAGACUAUAGACAAGUCUCAGCUGCAGUUGGCGAGCUUGGCCAAGUCCACCUCGGAGAAUACUCUGGUGGACCCGUUGUUGGAGGAGGAGAACAAGGUGUCACAGAGGAACCUCAAGGCUGAGAUCUUGCUGGAUCUGUCGAAAGUCGAUGUUGGCGAUGGGGUUGCGAAGACUGACAGGGAGAGGAAGGAGAGGAAACUCAGCAGAACAGGCAGCGAGGGAUCGAAGAGGGCUGCGAUGAGGGUUCAGGCCAAGACGAAGGAACGCGAGGGAUUCAGAUUCGGUAGUCUGGCGCAACCUGACGAACCUGAGCUGACCAUUCUCCUGGAAACUGCCCUAAUCGAGAGGAAGAGGAGCCUAGAAGACCUUAGAGAAGCCUCGCUCGAGGAUGCUAAAAUAUCCGAGGAUCAGCCUAGCCCGCGGCAAACGCAGACGAAAACCGAGCUACCUUCGAGGUCCCCCGAAACAGAGACAUCCCAGGACCAGGGGAGGUUAGAACCACACGAGGGCAGUGAAACAGAGAAGAGACCGGAGAACGAGGACUAUGACAGGCUCCUCUGGCAGCAGAAGCGUCCGCUGCCGGAGGAAACGGUCUCCAGGACCGACGAGGACAGCCUAAUCAGCAAGGAACACGCGCUAGAGUAUCAGAGUCAGACGCUAGAGAGCCAGUCGGAUCAUCUGUUGCACGGAGCGAUCUCGUCGUCCUUGGAGGAUCUGUUGAGGUCUGUGCCGGACUGUUGGCCGGACGAGAUCCAAGACAAAGGCUCGGCGGAGGUCGAGCGCAGCUUCAAGGAGACCCAGUACUCGCCCAAAGAGAAGUGCGACGCGGAGACACAGACCCACCAGGAAACCAAGAGCACUCAGUGCAGCCCGGAGCAGAGCUCCGUGGUCAGUCCUUCCGAAGUUUCUAAGGAUAGUCCUCUGCACGUUGCUCGAAGGUAUUACCAGAGUCCUAGGAGAGAAGUACAGACCCAGACCCAAGGCGAGAGCAAGAGUGUCCAGUGCUGCUUGGACGACCUAGGUAGUCUUGGAUACACGAAGAACGCGGACACCGAGGACUUCGACAGCCCAUCCAGGUCGGAGAGGAUCCAGGCGAAGGAGUCGAAGAGCAUCCAGUGCAUCCCCGAGGACAUAUCCACCAGUCCUGGCAAGUCCAUCAGCAGCUCAGCCUGUUCACCGACCCGCGGCAAGCUUUUUCGCAGCCCUCGAAGGGAGGUCGAGGUUCAGACCUACCAGGAGUCCAAAGCGAUCCAGUGCAGCGACGAUGAGCUGCUAGAGGCGGAGGUAGACGUUUGUCAGCCACGGUUGCAGAGCAGACCCGUCAGCUCUGUGUCCCAGAAGACCGAGAGCUCGGCGUCCUCCAGCUGCGGCUCACCCUGCAGGAUCCCGGCGGUCGUAUUCGCGGACGAACCGGUCGACAUGACGGUCACACACCGAGAACACGACGGGAACGUCAACUGGUCCAAACAUUGGGGCCCGGAAAGGCUGGUGGAGAUCUACAGGGAACCGAAAACCAGCUUGGGACUGAGCAUCGUAGGAGGAAAGGUCGAUCUGCACAAUGGCAGUUCUAGUAAGUCUCAGAACAUAUCCGGGAUAUUCAUAAAGAACGUUCUGCCGAACAGUCCCGCCGGAAGAACCGGUGAAUUGAAGGUCGGAGACCGGAUAAUCGAGGUCGAUGGCGUGGACCUGCGACACGGCACGCACGAGCGGGCAGUUGAGGUCAUACAAGCCGCCGGAAAUCCUGUCUGUCUUCUCGUCCAGUCUCUGGUGCACCUGAACGAGAACGAGGAACAAGGCGACGACGGGGGCAGACCAGGAAGGAGGCAGAGCACCAGGAACCGUCUGCCUGCCUCCAGUGCAGCUCCAGGGACACCUACGGCAUCCUUUCGUCAAAAAGCGUCGCCCGUCUCGCCAGCCAGGUCCAUCACGCCGGAAGUGACACAGGGAGGACUCGAGGACGAAGAAAAGCAGAGUAGCUCGAGGUCGGAUUUCAGAAGACAAAGUACAAGAUCUUCAGAUGGCGCGGGAACCAGUGCGAGAAGAUCCUCCAUGAAGAAGUCGAUUCGAAAGAAGGCGCCGUCACCGCCUUCCAAUCCGGGAAUAUUGCGAGAAGUGAGCGAAGAGAAGGAAGAUCAUGCCUCGAAAGCGGAAGACAAGACACCGAGACGGAAGUAUUCUUCGGACGAGAGCUCGGAGGAGGAGGACACCAGAGAUCUCGAGGGAAACGUUUAUACCAAAACUGGCAUGGAGAUUUCGAGGAAAAGCGCCGGGAACGUGAAGCGUUCGAAGCAGGAGAUCGAAGCGGAUCCGGAACAGGAAGACGAAUUCGGGUACACGAGCAUGAAAGUUCAAAAGAAGUAUCACUCGCUGGGACACAAAGUGCUAUUAGUCAAAGUGGAGAAAGACAGGUGUGGUUUGGGCAUUUCGCUCUCCGGGCACAAAGACAGAAAUCGGAUGGCAGUGUUCAUUUGUGGCCUUAAUCCGAAGGGUUCAGCGUUUAAAGGUGGCCAGCUAGCUGUUGGCGAUGAGAUACUUGAGGUAAACGGCUGUGUUCUGCAAGGAAGAUGUCAUCUAAACGCAUCAGCUCGCAUCAAAGGCAUGGCUGGUACAUAUUUCAAGGUUGUCGUCAUACGAAGGAGUGCAGGCAUUGAUCAACUUGCUGUCAAACCGAUCGUUCAAUUUCCUCCGACUUUGGACGACUCGGAAAUGUUCAGUCACUAUAAAGGAGUACGCAGCGUGCCCGUGAAAAAGGGUCAGUACGGACUAGGUAUAAUGAUCAUCGAAGGAAAACACGCUGAGGUCGGCCAAGGUAUAUUCAUCUCCGAUAUACAGGAAGGCAGCGCCGCGGAGCAGGCUGGCCUGAAUGUGGGAGACAUGAUUCUGGCUGUUAACAGGGACUGUUUGCUGGGUUCCACUUACGACGAGGCUACCAGUCUCUUGAAAAAAGCAGAGGGGGUCGUUACAUUGACAGUGUGCAAUCCGAAUCAGAGUAAAGUUGCAAAGGAAGAGGAGGACAGGGCAAAGGGCAUUAUUCCAGAACCUGAGAAAGAGAAACCGAAAGAACCUGAGAAACCGAAGGAACCUGAACCACCCCAAGAUCCAAAAGAUUGCAAGAUCGUGGCUGGAAGGGACACGACAAUAGAGUUCCAGAAGGAAAAAGACAAGGGCAUAGGAUUUACUAUAGCUGGUGGCUCCGACACGCCAUGCAAAGGAGUAUUCAUCAUCGAAGUGUUUCCUGACGGCGCAGCUGGCAAAGAUGGCCGACUGCAGGCUGGCGACCAAAUACUCGAUAUGUGUGCUAAUAGUUUCAAGGAGAUCGAGCACGAGAAGGCACACGCGACUGUUUUGAAAGUUGCAGGAACUAUCACGAUGGUGGUGCAUCGACACGAAAAAGCAGAAGAGGAAAUCGAAGUCGAGCUGCAGAAGAAAUCCGGCAAAGGAGCUGGCCUCUGUUUGACGGGAUACAAGGGUGGCAAAGGAGCAUACGUAUCGGAUUUGUUACCUGGCGGAAGCGCUUUGGAAAGUGGUAAAAUCUGCAAAGGUGAUCGAGUGGUAGCAGUCGGAGGCCAAGACGUUCGCGAAGCGCCUGUCGAGGAUAUCGCGGUCCACGUGAAAGUCUCUAACCCGGUGCAAUUGAAACUUGCUAGGUACAAGUCCGCUAAGCAAUGACAGGGUUCUGCAGGCGGAACUCUGAACACGAAUCUUUGGAUACGAAUUCCCUACAGACAACGCGGACUCUAGUGUUACAUAACUGACUAUACCAAAGUAAUUAUAAAUAUAAGUACCAUUUACUAUAAGGAUCAUAAUUCUAUAAAGAAAAAAAAAUACCGGAGAGCAAGUCGAUCGCGUCGACGAUCCAAACUACGUUCUUAUCCACGCGAUCGACAUUUUUCACGCCGCGAACACCGAGUAACUAGGAAACGCGACUUAACAAAACGAUAUACGAGCGUUUCGUUGCACGGGCAAGGUAACACACGAAGAACAAUACAAUUUUAUAGCCUGUUCGACGCGACACGUCGACGACAACCGCGUCGAAAAAAAACUUGUAAAGAUUCCGUCUGCCAAGAUGAACAUCCGGCAAGUAGUUGAUACGAGAGCCACGUUACACCGCAUACUAUUUAGCGACGACAGAGUAUUUAUGCAGUUAUAGAGAGUAAUAUUGUAUUUAAUAGUCCCGGGGACACCGGUGAACGGUUUACGCGCCGGGAACGAAGGAAAUGAAUCUCGAGAAAAGCAUCCGGAAGUCGAGGAACGUUUAAGGGACCUCCUCGCUUCGGAAAAAUGGGGGACUCGAGAAUUUUUUCCAAGGAAAAUACAAGUCUGAAUUUUCUCAAAUUUUACACGCGUUUUCGUCAGAUGCAUGGUGGGGUUUUAGAAUUUUUAUAGCCAGAAAGUCGAUGCACACAUCGUCACAGAAAAUAAUCUGGACCCACGAGACACCUAAAAAUUUCUUGUACAUUAUAAUUUCAAUUAGUUUUCUACUAAAAUUCUCGAGACAUCAAUCAUGGUAGAAAUAUGACACUGAGUUGUAAUUUAAAUUUGAAGGGUAAUAAUUUCGAUAGUUUUACAGAAACAUUUUAAGAGAGUGCAAAAAGAUCGAUUUGUUGAAGCGUCCGAAGUGAGAAGAUUCCUCGAGACGGUCGAUCAAUUAUGGACGACGACGUUGAUUGAUCGUGAGCUCGUUUCAGGGAACAGAGCAGCCACGAGACGGGUAGCCAUUUUUCUCGAGCCUCCUUUUCUUUCGAGGCCAGUUCACCGUGUCCUCGUAUAAAACAGAGAUCUUGCUUGUACGUUUCGUAUUACUUACGUUUAAGUUAGGCGUAUUAGAUAAUUAGGGGUCGCGCGAUCUGAAGCGCGCGUCUAACCAUCUGUGACUUUCGCGAUGAAAUUCUGACUCUCUUCGAGAUCCAGCACAUCCGGUCGGAGAGACUUUCGUAGAGGAAAGGAUGAGUCGAUGAGAAAAUGAUGUUUGAUUUCUACUAGCUCUCAAGGGACUCAACGCUCACCUUCAUCGGAUAGCAUAAUUAUCUCACUGUUUUACAUAGACACCAGUAUCUCCUUGUUGAUUGAAAGGUUUUAGGAAAAUCUAUCAAUCAAUAUUUUAGACAAAAUUCUGAAUAUUUUGCAUUCGCCAUCAGUAUUUCCUACACCUGUAGGCUGUUUUUAAUAAAAUCGGGAACCAUUCUCAUAUAGAGUUCAAACUCAGUGAUCAGACUUUGUAGAAAAAUAUCCAUUCCCCAUUUCCUAUCGCGUAAAUUAAUAAUUAAGAGCACCACCGCCAUGAAAAUGCAUUUUAUAGAAGAAAAGACUGUCUCUCGUGUUGCAAACAUCACACAGAAAUUUUUAUAGUCGUUUGAUCGUUGUUUGAGCGCUGGCGGGAAUCAGACUAUGGUCCAGCUCGGAGUUGGGCAAACUGUUCGGUUAAAAGUUUCGACCAACGAAUAAAAAAUAAACAAAAACUAGUCUACGAAUCGAUCCAAACGUUUGUAUUCGUUACACGCGAAUAGAGUUUGCCCCGCUCCUUUUUGGACGCAGAGCGGCUUGUUGAUUGCGUGCAGUUCAAUUUAUCCUAUUAUCCUAGUCCUUAGCGUAGAUUUUCAAAGAGAGGAGCGUGUGAGAACGAGAAAAGAAUAGUGUAAUGUCGCGAGAAGACUCGAAGACGCGUUUGUUCGACCGAGAAAUGGUUCCAGAGGACUGCUUUUUCGCUCGAAUUUAAUCGUGGCGAGAUGUCGUUGUCCCGAUGCAUGCACGAGUGGCACGCGUCCUCCGUUGAUAUCCUCGAGACGUUCGAAAUAAUUGUUACACGCACUCGUGCCUGAAUCGAAACGCCGUAGAACUUCGCUUGCCUCGCGAAGCACGCGAACGUUUAGUGGUAGAAUGCACACGGGAUGACUUGUUUCAAUUUACGAAUCACGUUCCCCGAAAAGCAGGUGGAAAAAAUCUUUAGGAAGCUGAGGGAGGUCGAAAUUAUACGUCACAAAAUAUCAAUAGCAAUUUGAAAGAUUUGGGCUGAGGAUAUUUCAAGGUCAUUUGUAUUAGGGGGUAGAAUAGGGUAAGAAAAGAAGUACAAAUAUUCUAAAUGUGGCAAACAUAUUGGUUCGAGUAUUAGUUAUAUAUUUUGGAAACGAACAACGAAGCUUAAUCUAUUUAAUAAAUAUGUUACACUCGUUUAGUCUCACAGGGGUAGGUACACAAUUCAGUUGCAAAUUUAAGUAAUGACUCGAUUUAAAAUACUGUUUAUUAUCAGUCAGUUGUCGCUCGUCCUACCAAGCUGACGUUUUUGAAAAUAACAAAAUAGUGCGAUAUAAAAGAAUGACCUUGAAAUGCCCUACUAGCCUUCACCGAUGAAUCAUCCUUUCUGGGAUCCUAUUACGUUGCUCGCCACCUUCAUAAAUAAAUCAACCGACUCCACGACUUUCCCCACACUUUGCACCCACGCAUCUUUACGUCCAAGUUCGAUGACCCCGAUCGACAAUUUGAGGUGUGCUCUUAACCUCAAAGUAGUCUUUCAUUAUCUUCGCUGCCCUCGUUCCUUUUGGUUCCCCUUAAAUACCCACGCAAUUUUGUUUCUUCAAACGACCUUGAAGUGUCCUUGACGCCUCCGUUUCUAGCAAACCUGCUUCACAAAAUCGUGAAACGGAUCGUGGAUCGAAACAGAUCGCCCCGUGGGAUCUAGCUACGAGCGAAUUGCACCGUAAGAGCUAGUCGUUCGUUGUUCGUUGCUUUUGAUUUCGAUAGACGACAUCGAAUUCGAGUCGAGCCCAUGCGAAGAAACGAGCCAACGAAACAUAGGAAGCUAGUCAGCGAACAAAAACCAAUGAGUAUUGAAGUCACGCGUAUUUAUAUAUACUAUAUACAUAUUUACAAGAACGCUUUGUUAUUAACACGCCGGAUCGAAAUCAAAGGUAAUACGCAAAAGAAAAAAAAAAGAAAAAAAAAUGGAUAAUUAUUGCACCCGCCUCCGUAAAGCAGUACGUUCUGUUUACAUGCACCGCGUGUUACGAAACGAUGAGUAGCAUCAUUGCGCAACGGGCACGUUUGAUUGUAAAAUGGCGCACGCGUGUACGAGGUGGGGGGAAGAGGGGGGGAGGGGGUACAGAAAGAAAUUUAUUCGUCGUUGAGUAGCGUUUUAGAGGGACUUAGAAGCGUUUUGCAAAUUAAUAGAGGAGUCUGCGUCGCUCCAAACACGCCUUCGAAAUUCGGGGAGCAAUACAAUCGAGCCACUUUUACAGUCAACGACUUAAAUUAUUCUUAUUAUGAGUAUUGUUAGCAUUUAUCAUUAUUAUUGCCAUCGUCAUUAUUAUUAUAAUUAUUGUUAUUACGGUCACUUGUCAUUGUAGCGCGGCACCGUCGAAGACACAGAAGAGAACAUUGAUUAUAGAGCGCAGACGAACAGAUCGAGAUCUAUUAAAAGCAUUCAUUGCAAAGUGGCAAUAUAACGCGAUCAUGUGUACUGAUACUCCCCUAGAAACCUAAUUUCAAGGUGGAAAAUGGUACCAAGAAAACGGUACACUCAAUUUGAUUGAGACUUUUAUCAUUUAUUUAGCAUGAGUUUGUGAUACGGAAAAUAUUUUUUUUGGGUGG